This is a messenger RNA of Biomphalaria glabrata, 2281 nucleotides long. Its product is annotated as ADP-ribosylation factor-like protein 16. Bases 278 to 808 code for a protein of 176 amino acids. NCBI's taxonomy places the organism in Eukaryota, Metazoa, Mollusca, Gastropoda, Planorbidae. The record is from RefSeq and is a predicted model, not a curated record. The transcript has 6 exons. Gene Ontology annotation, molecular function: GTPase activity; GTP binding.
AUUAAUUGGGAGUUGCUAGAUCUAGUCCACAAGAUCUAGAAUCGAAAUCUAAACUACGAUACUUUUUUUAGAAUCUAAUUCUAAUCUAAUGUUUAUUCAGAAAAACGUCUUUAUAUUUUUGUAUUUAUUGCCGUUAAUGAGAUCUAGAAAUAGACCUUAAUUUGUUUUUUUUUUUUGUGUAGAUCUAUCUAGAUCUUGAUAAAUUUCAUUGAAAAAAAAAUUUCUGUGGUUGCUAAGCUCUAAAACUUAUUCUGACUCUCACUCACGCUCAUCGUAAAUGAUUUUACUGAUUGGACCUUCGUCAACUGGCAAAACUCUUCUUCUCAAACGUUUGCAAAACAACAACUCGACCAGCACAAAAGAUGAAGUUCCAUCCACCAUAUCAACUGUUGGUACUAACAUUAUGACAGUGAAUGUGUUAAGGAAAGCUGAGGUCACUAUAAGAGAGCUUGGUGGAGUGAUGGGUCCAAUAUGGAACAAUUACUAUAAAGAUUCUCAUUCAAUUAUUUUUAUGAUUGACAUGUCAAAGCACACCCAGUUGGCUGUGGCCUGUGUGGAACUUAUGACUAUGUUGAAUCAUCCCUCAACACAAAACCUGCCCUUGUUGAUUCUUCUGAAUAAAAUUGAUGUUCAGUUUGGCGUAACUAGAUUUGAGCUAGACAGUCUCCUGAGGCUGGAUGAUUUGAUUAAAGUGGCCCCACAGAAAAUCACAAUUAUAGAGAUCAGUGCUAGGACUGGCAACAAUCUGGACAAAGUGGCCAGGUGGAUCUAUGAGCAAAGUAAAGGAAAAGAAAGUACCUCAACUUGAUGGAAACAGAUGGUCAAGAGGAAGUGUUUGUGUUCAGUGGAAUGUUUAUUACUUGUGCUCACUUCCCUGUACUACACUAACUAAAAGUUUUAAGAAACUUUGUCUACAAAGAGUUUCUUAGAUUUCAAUUGGAAUGAGGACUUUACUAGCUUUAAAAGUGUUGACCCAGAAGUUUGGCUACAUUGUGAGAAAGUAAGUAUUGACUACACUCUGGUGAACCCAUUACACAGUGAGUUUAAAAAAAACAUAGAUUGAUUAAAGGACACUUAGACCACAAAGAAGAUGGUUGAAUUGAACAGGAAGUAAUCCUAAUUCAUUAACGUUUCACUCAUAUCUUAUAUGCUGACUUGAUUGGAGAUAUAUAUGUUUGUUUCAAUGAGAUAAUGUUUAGAGAGAAGGAAAAAAAAAUGAAAGAAUUACUGACAUUGCAAUUUUUUAUUUGUAUUGUAACUUCUGUAAAUAGAUUAUUCACUUAGUCAAUUACACUAUAUUUGGGAAAGCUUACAUGGUAAGGGCCAUAAUGUGUUUCUCUACAGUCAGUGGCCAUCAAAAAAUUAAAAUAGAUUGCAACAACAUUAUCAAUAUAAACAUAACAACUAAUUUCAAAACAUAUUGUUGAAAAAACAAAAUAAAUACUUAUUUAAGUGCUUGUUAUAUGGUCAUGCUGUUUCCUUUUUAAAAAAAAGAUAUGCCCCACAAAAAAAUUCCCUCCCUUGAGAAAUGCAGUUCAUGUUUAAUAGCUGACUGAAGUGUGCUCUGCUGAAUUAUUGUUGUAUUGUAUCUGGUUUUUGUAUUUCCACAUCAUGACCUGUUUAUUAUGCAUACAUUUUAUUCUAUGAAAUAGAUUUCUUGUUUAUCUGACUUCAUUUUUUUUUAUAUGGAUCCAUUUUAAAAGAAACAACAAAUCCAUGGCUUUGGGGAAACAUUUUCUCUCCAUCUCACUAUUUCACAGACCCUGACCCUUUUCUAGCAACCAGCAAUUUCUGUAGCAGUUAUGCAUCAUGAUAUUCUAUUUUUUUUUAUUUUUUUUUAGAUCUUUCAGUUCAACAUGAACAUGUUCAUAAAUUUUAUGAAUCAAGUUUUUUUUUUGUUUUUUUUUUUUGUUUCUUUCUAUAUUUAACAUUAUCUUUGGAUCAGAGGUCAGAACACUGACUAAUUCAUCAUGUGUCCGUUUGGCUAAACCAAUUAUGAUCUCACAUUUUUAGAGAUAAUUCUUAACAGAACUUGGAAAGCAGAAUUUGUUUGACAGGAAUUCUAUGAUCAUACCCAGUAUACUUCUAUUUAUUUAUUUAUACUUCUAUUUGUUUAUUUAAUGUGCAAUAUGAACCUUGUUUACACAAGUUUACUGGUAUUGUACUUUUUCCCCUUUAUUUCCUUAUUUAUUAAAAAUGUUUGUGCACUUUGAUUAUUCUAGCUGUUUUAACACUAAGAAGAGAAAGUCUUUGUAAAUAAAUAAGACUAGAACAAGACUUA